GGGCGGGACCAGACAGGCUGGAUAAGUUACUUCCGGGUCGUUGACAGAAGCUUGAACUCGGUGGGGUAGUUCCUGGCGUGGUAGUCUUCCUUGCAUCUUCUUGUCUCAGCUCGAGAAAAUUGUGGUUUCUGCGAUGAGUUCCCAGAAAGGGAACGUGGCUCGUUCCAGGCCUCAGAGGCACCAGAAUACCUUUAGCUUCAAAAAUGACAAGUUUGAUAAGAGUGUUCAGACCAAGAAAAUUAAUGCAAAACUUCAUGAUGGUGUAUGUCAACACUGUAAAGAAGUUCUUGAAUGGCGUGUAAAAUACAGCAAGUACAAACCAUUAUCAAAGCCUAAAAAAUGUGUUAAAUGUUUACAAAAGACAGUGAAGGAUUCUUAUCACAUAAUAUGUAGACCGUGUGCCUGUGAACUUGAAGUUUGUGCCAAAUGUGGAAAGAAAGAAGACAUUGUUAUCCCGUUUAAUAAAGAACCAGAAAAGACAGAAAAUAUUGAAAAUAGUCUAUGUUCCAACCACAGAAGAAGGGGCCAAAGAAAUGAAGAGAGAGAUGAUGAUUUAGAUUUUGAUAUUGAUUUAGAUGACAAAGAAGAUGACAAUCAAAUGGAUUAAUAUAAUCAUGUUAAAAGUUUGAAAACAUGAAA
This is a messenger RNA of Phacochoerus africanus (Common warthog), 639 nucleotides long. It is a transcript of the gene C2H9orf85, whose product is annotated as chromosome 2 C9orf85 homolog. Lineage: Eukaryota; Metazoa; Chordata; Mammalia; Artiodactyla; Suidae. The coding region runs from base 134 to 607 and encodes 157 amino acids. The transcript has 4 exons. The record is from RefSeq and is a predicted model, not a curated record.